Polychytrium aggregatum is the source of this 1532-nucleotide messenger RNA. RefSeq lists its product as uncharacterized. Lineage: Eukaryota; Fungi; Chytridiomycota; Chytridiomycetes; Polychytriales. The record is from RefSeq and is a predicted model, not a curated record. Gene Ontology annotation, molecular function: protein binding. The coding region runs from base 33 to 1532 and encodes 499 amino acids. The transcript is spliced from 2 exons.
CACCCACUUGCCUCCCUCCUGCCUCCGUCAACAUGGCCAGCAUGAAUGAGCCUGGUUCAACCACGACAUCAUCAACCACCCACCAAAGCCAAGCUGAAGCCAGCACAACCUCGUCGAUGCCCGAUAUCACCCAGCUCUCGCUCGAACACAACCCAGAUAUCUUCACCAUCAUCUGCUGCAACGACACCUUCCAGCUUGCCCUCGACCACAACACCAUCAAGAUCCUCCUCCGAGUGUAUGGGCGGCUACGGAUCGGCCUCACCCCCGGCGACCAAAUCGCCCUCUCGCUGCAUUGCGCGAAUCCAGGCUCAGCCGACCGAUCCUGGCUGGAAGAUCAAGCAUACCAGGGCAAUGCAUCGGCCUCGUAUUUCCUGGCACGGAUCCUCCAAGUCGAUCUCGACAGGGAAGCAGUCGAUGACGAUGAACCUGAAGAGAAUAACAAGCGUCAGCAGCUCAUCCAAUACCUGAAUGACGCAGCCCACACAAACCACGCAAUGGCUCAGUUCCACCUAGCCGGAUGUUAUCUCAACGGACUUGGAGUCGACCAAGAUCAAGCCAAGGCUGUCGAGUUGUAUCGCAGUCUUGCAAAACGCGGAAUCCCUCAGGCUCAUAUUGCCCUUGGUCGAUGCUACGAAAGUGGCGAAGGUGUCGAACAAGACUACGACACAGCCAUCGAGUGGUACUCAAAGGCUCCCGACAAGGGCAGCGAAGACGGUCGACUCCAUAUCGUGUUCCUCCGUGGCUGGCUCUCGUUCAUCGGCCAUGGUGUCGAACAGAGCGAUGUCGCUGCUCUUGGUCACUGGCAGGAGGUCAGCACCAAGUCUACCGAUCCGAUCAUCAAACCCAUCGCCACCCACAUGGUCGGAUGGAUGCACUACCUCGGCCGGGGCACCGUUCAAGACAAGCAGAAUGGUGUCAAGAUCAUCCGAGAGAACAAGUCGGAUGUGUUCAAGCUCGGAGAGGACGAGUGUCUGGCAUAUUGGAGUUCAACCUCAUCCGACUCACCCGUAGCCUGCAAAUUCUUCAAUCUCUGCCAGAUGGGAUCCGACAGAGACUGGCUUUGCAGGCACUUGAUGGCCGUGUGUCUGUUCCAUGGAUUCGGAACCAUGCAAGACCGGAUGGAGGCAGCCAGUAUCUUUGAGCAACUCGCCAACGAAGGCCACAGCGACAGCCAGUACUGGAUCGGUGAUUGCUACUUGAAUGGUCGUGGUGUAUCGAAAGACAACAAGCAGGCAUUCGAGUGGUACAACAAGUCGGCCGACCAAGACAACUCGUACGGGCAGUGGACGGUUGGUUGGUGCUACGACAAUGGACAUGGAGUCGCGCAGGACCAUCUGAAAGUUGUCGAGUGGUAUCGCAAGUCGGCUGAGCAGGGCAAUCGAUACGCACAAAAUUACCUCGGUGAAUGUUACCAAUAUGGAGACGGCGUCCCAGAGAAUAUCGACACCGCCAUCACCUGGUUCCGCAAGUCCGCCGAACAAGGUCAUCAAAGCGCCAUCGAUAGACUCAAGAAACUCGGCCAAUGGCCCUGA